UCCAAAAUGUGGAGUGAAGUGCAAGGAUGGAGUGAGAUACAAGAUCUGAGAGGGUGGUCUGUGCACGGGCCUCAACCUCAGGCCAAGCAUCGCGAGCUUUCGUCCCAUCUCUCCUCCACCAAUGUGCCUCACGGCGCCGCUAUGUACAUGCUAUCUCACCAAGACGCAGACGCUUAAUUCCGCGUUCGAAGAAAUCAGAUACGUGGUCCCAACCUUCCCCGCACUUUCGGGGAGCCUCAACGCGUUAUCAUGAGCGACAAACGAAACAUGCUGCAGGCCCGAUCUGCCAUGCCGUCGAAGUAUCUUCCCUUGCUCUCAUUCUCCCUUUUCUCAAUUCUCUGUCAAUGCAAGAGAACGAAUAUCAGCGUCUAUGAUGCAACUCAGGGGACUUCGAGGUUUCGCCCCAGGUUGGGGUGCAUCUUUCAUAUCAUGUAUUUACAGACUACCUACAAUAUUGGCCAAGGGAGUACUGCCACAAUUACGCUCUAUUUUCUAGAUAUGAUUAGUAAUGGCCUCUAUUGUGCGCUAUUUCACUAUUGCACAUGCUCACAAUUCCAAUUCACCAGCGGCGGUGGCCCGCGCUUCUUCCCGUCAUCUAUUAAAAAAUCUCAAGCACGCCGCGACUAAGAUUGUUCUCCAAAUGACUACUGCCCGCGGUCACGGCACAUCGCACCUCACACUCUUUAUCUACCUCCAACCCCUCACCAUCCUCCCUCCUCCCUCCAUU
Mytilinidion resinicola is the source of this 727-nucleotide messenger RNA. RefSeq lists its product as uncharacterized. Lineage: Eukaryota; Fungi; Ascomycota; Dothideomycetes; Mytilinidiales; Mytilinidiaceae. The record is from RefSeq and is a predicted model, not a curated record. The coding region runs from base 250 to 627 and encodes 125 amino acids. The transcript has a single exon.